Molecule: messenger RNA, 1785 nt
Organism: Chaetomium globosum CBS 148.51
Lineage: Eukaryota; Fungi; Ascomycota; Sordariomycetes; Sordariales; Chaetomiaceae
Exons: 2
Coding region: 1-1785 (594 amino acids)
Source: RefSeq, a predicted model, not a curated record
AUGCCUCCCAGGUCUGCGGCUAAGGCGGCCGCCGCGGCCGGUGAGGUACCUCAGCCGACUGCUCAGGAGGCCCACCUGUUCUAUUCCGUCAUCCAGAACACGAAGGGCAGGCCCGAGAUUGACUGGGACGGCGUCGCGGCCGCCUCCGGGCUCAAGAAUGCCGAGACCGCCAAGGUCCGCUUUGGUCAAGUCAAGCGCAAGUUUGGCUUCGAAAACUGGGUUGGUGGCAGGCCCAACCCUCCCAGGGCCCAGGAGGAGGGCGGUGAUGACACCGGCCCUCAGACCCCCACCACCGGUCGAUCUAAAAAGACCGCCACCAUCACCGGAACCGGCGCCGGUGUCAAGAAGCGUACCGCCUCCACCAAGCGCGGUACCGCCACGCCGGGCACCGCCCCGCGCACCACCCUGAGCAGCCGCACACGAAAGGCGAAAUCUCAGGCCAUUCUCCGGAUUGAGGAAAAUGCCAACGUGCUCCAGCAAAUGGUGGAGGAGGAUGAAGAUGACGAAGAUGAGAUGGAGAGUACGUCUGAGCCUGGAACCCCGGAGACACCGACCAAGACGAAAACUUCCCGCCAUAGCGAACCCACCGCCGCCAUCACGGACGAAUUCGUCGACUUCCCGGCCGUGAUGCCCGACCUGGUCGUCCAGCGCCAGGCUAUCCUCAUCUACCUCAGAGGCAAGUGGACCGUCAGCCCGUCCCCUAUUGAGGUCCACACCCAGUGGCUCUCUCGCCUGCCAGCCGAUAUCCAGUCGCGCUUCUAUUCUCAGGCCAACAUUAAAAGCAAGACCGAGGGCGAGUCCGACGAGGGCAACACCACUGAUGGAAACGACAAAAAUGCCAACAAUUAUCUCAAUGCCAACGCCCGCACCAAUCCCGGCCCUGGCACCAAUGUUAGCAAGGUCGUCAAGGCCGGCAACAGCACCAAGGCCAACACUGGCACUAACGUCGGCAGCGUUAUCAAGGCUAGCAACGGAACCAAGGCCGGCGGCAACCGCACCAAUGUUGCCAACACCACCGGCAGCAACGCCGCUAGCAACAAUUUCAUUGUUUACUCGGGCGAGGAUCCCAACGCCACCGCCGCGCGGCUGUUUGGCACUGGCCGCACCAGGGGCACUGGCCGCACCAGGGGCACCCGCGGCAUCCCCGCUCGUACCUUUACCGGCGCCAGCCUCGGCAGGCCUAUGAUGACCCCCAUGGGCGUUGCCGCCACGGGCAUGGGCUAUGGUAACAUGAGCCUCGGCAACAUGGGCCCCGGCCCCGGCUUACUCGGGGGCACCAUCGGUCGCAGCAUGUCCGGCAACAUCGGCGGUAAUAUUGGUAGCAACGCCAACCUGGUUCGCAUGAAUGCUUACACCAACAUGCCCGGCAACAUUCCUGGCAAUACCAUAAUGCAUGGCAGCAUCAACAUGCCCGGCAGCAUCAGCCUAACCGGCAACCUCUACAUGCCCAGCAACAUGUCCGGCAAUAUGCGCUACGCUUAUCUGCCCGGCAACGUGCCCGGAAAUUUGGUCUGCUACGCCAACAUGCCCGGCAACACCGCCAUCGGCAGUAACGUCAACAUUCCCGGCACCAUACCCGGCAGCAUCAUGCCCGGCAGCACCAUCCCCAGCACAACGCCCGGCAACGCCAACAUGCCCAGCAGCACCAUGCCCAGCACCACAGGCGUCAACAUCGCCCCGGCCGCCAUCCCCAUUGACCCGGCCCUCCUCGCCCAGGCGGAGCGCGACCAGGAAGAGCGCGACAAGCAGAUGCUGUUUGGCGGCGGCGAGGAUGACAGUUUCUAA